This is a messenger RNA of Orycteropus afer afer, 3399 nucleotides long. Its product is annotated as protein eyes shut homolog. The record is from RefSeq and is a predicted model, not a curated record. Lineage: Eukaryota; Metazoa; Chordata; Mammalia; Tubulidentata; Orycteropodidae. Gene Ontology annotation, molecular function: calcium ion binding.
AUGUGGGAUAAGGAGAUAGUUCAUAUUGAGGAGCAGAUUUCUGGACCAGUCAAGAAUUUUACAGGCUGCAUAAAAGUUAUAGAAAUCAAUAACUGGGGAUUGUUUACACCAAGCAAGGCAGUGGACAAAAAUCACAUUGGCGAUUGCAGAUCCCAGGAUUCUACUCCAUCGCCAACAGCAUCCUUCUCUGCUCCUUCUGGUAUGACAGAAGAAGCUGACUCUGUGUGGACUUCCUGCAGCCCCUUGCCUCCAGCACCAUCCAUUUGCCAGGAGGAUGUGUGCCACAAUGGAGGCACCUGCCAUCCUGUCUUCCUUUCAAGCGGUGCAGCCUCUUUUCAGUGUGACUGUCCACUACAUUUCACUGGUCGUUUCUGUGAAAAAGAUGCACGUUUAUUUGUUCCAUCUUUCAAUGGGAAUUCCUACUUAGAACUGCCUUUUUUGACAUCCCUGGAUGAAUUUAAAUUUGUCCUGGAGAAAGAACGUAACCCAACUGUUACCAUCUACUUGACUAUAAAAGCAAGCUCUUUAAAUGGCACUAUUCUCUACAGUAGUGAGAAGAAUUUUGGAACACAGUUUCUUCAUUUAUUUCUUGUGGAAGGAAGGCCCACAGUUAAAUAUGGAUGUGGAAGUUCUGAAAGUAUCUUGACUCUUUCUGCCAAUUACAGCAUUAACACAAAUGCAUUCAUCCCUAUCACAAUACGCUACACAAUGCCAGUUGGAAGCCCUGGAGAUGCCUGUAUGAUUGAAAUGAGUGCAGAUGGAAAUCCUCCGAUGCAGAAGAAAGACACAGAGGCAGCCCAUGUUUCUCAGGUAUAUUUUGAUUCAAUUUACCUUGGCCAUAUCCCUGCAAAUGUAAAAAUCCGUAAGAGUGAGGACCAUAAUUAUGGGUUCAAGGGCUGCAUUCGAGAGCUUCAAGUAAAUAGCAAAGAAUUCUUUAUCAUUGAUGAAGCACGAUGUGGAAAGAACAUUGAGAACUGCCAUGUCCCUCGAUGUGCUGAUCAUCCAUGCUACAACAAUGGCACCUGCACCAGUGAUAGUGAAAACUGGUUUUGUGAGUGUCCAAGGCUGUACUCAGGCAAGUUGUGCCAGUUUGCAACUUGUGAAAAUAACCCAUGUGGAAACGGUGCCACCUGUGUUCCAAAAUCCAGCACUGAUACUGUCUGCCUCUGCCCUUAUGGGAGGUCUGGACUCCUCUGCACUGACGCUAUUAAUAUUACUCAGCCCAAGUUCGGUGGCACAGAUGCCUUUGGCUACACCUCAUUCCUGGCUUAUUCACGGAUACCAGAUAUUAGCUUCGAUUAUGAAUUCCACUUGAAGUUUCAGCUGGCAAACAACCAUUCAGCUGUGCAAAAUAACUUGAUAUUUUUUACGGGACAGAAGGGCCAUGGGCUGAAUGGCGAUGACUUCCUGGCAGUGGGCCUGGACAAUGGCAGCGUGGUUUACAACUAUAACCUGGGAUCUGGCAUAGCAAGUAUCAGAAGUGAGCCUCUCAAUCUGCGCCUUGGAAUACACACGAUCCAUCUGGGGAGGCUCUUCCAAAUGGGCUGGCUGAAGGUAGAUGAUCAUAAAAAUAAAUCUAUCAUCUCCCCCGGAAGACUGGUUGGUCUCAAUGUCUUCAGUCAAUUUUAUGUAGGUGGCUACAGCGAGUACCUUCCAGAUCUUUUACCAAAAGGAGCUGAUUUUAAAAAUGGCUUUCAAGGUUGUAUUUUUAAUCUUCAAGUGCGCACUGUGAAGAACAGCCAUUUCAGAGACCUAGGAGAUCCUGAGACCUCCCCAAAUUCUGGGCGCAGUGUUGGUCAAUGUGAUACUUCUCCUUGCAGUUUAAUGAAAUGUGGCAAUGGUGGAACAUGCACAGAGAGUGGAUCUACUGUUUACUGUGACUGUCCCACUGAGUGGAAAGGGGCGUUCUGCACGGAGGCCAUUUCCACUUGUGAUCCUCAGCAUGACCCUCCACACCAAUGCAGCAAAGGAGCAACCUGUGUUUCUUUGCCUGAUGGAUACACCUGUUACUGUCCUCUAGGAACUACUGGAAUGUACUGUGAACAAGCUUUAUCCAUAAGUGAUCCAUCUUUCAGAAGCACCGGUUUAUCCUGGAUGUCUUUUGCUUCCUUUCCUAUUCGAAAGAAGACACAUAUUAAACUGCAGUUCCAGCCUAUUUCUGCAAAUGGCAUCCUAUUUUAUGUGGCACAACAUUUAAAAGAACAAUCAGGUGAUUUUUUGUGUAUUUCUUUAGUAAAUGGUUCUGUUCAACUUCGCUACAAUCUUGGUGACAGAACUAUCAUUCUCCAAACUCUGCAAAGAGUAACUAUUAAUGGAAGUACUUGGCAUAUGAUUAAAGCAGGAAGAGUUGGUGCUGCAGGCUACCUGGAUCUGGAUGGGAUAAAUGUAGCAGAAAAAGGCAACACUAAAAUGAGUUCCUUGGACACAAAUUCCGAUUUCUAUGUUGGAGGAGUGUCAUCCUUAAAUCUUGUAAAUCCCAUGGCAAUAACAAAUGAACCUGUAGGUUUUCAAGGUUGUAUUCGAGAAGUUAUUAUAAACAAUCAAGAAUUACAAUUAACUGAAUUAGGAGCGAAAGGUGGUUCAAAUGUAGGUGAUUGUGAUGGGACAGCCUGUGGAUACAAUGUGUGCAGAAAUAGGGGUGAAUGUAUAGUAAAUGGUCCAACUUUUUCUUGCAAAUGUUUGCCACAUUGGACUGGAAGUACAUGUGAGCAAUCUGUGUACUGUUUGGAUCAUCUUUGUCUCCACCAAUCUCUGUGUGUACCUGAUGAAUCGUUUUCUUACAGUUGUUUGUGUACUUUGGGUUGGAUGGGAAGGUAUUGUGAAUACAAAACUUCAUUUUCAACAGCAAAAUUUAUGGGUAAUUCUUAUAUUAAGUAUAUUGAUCCAAAUUACAGAAUGAGAAACCUUCAGUUCACGACUGUUUCCUUCAAUUUUAGUACUACUGAAACAGAAGGCUUAAUUAUAUGGAUGGGAAAAGCUCAAAAUGAAGAAGAUGAUUUUCUGGCAAUUGGUCUCCAUAACUGUUCCUUGAAAAUAGCAGCUAACCUAGGAGAAAGAAUCUCGGUGCCUAUGUUCUAUAACAACCACACAUUCUGUUGUAACAAAUGGCACCAUGUAGUUAUAAUUCAAAAUCAGACUCUUAUUAAGGCCUACCUAGAUGGCAAUUUAAUACUGUCUGAGGACAUUGAUCCAUGCAAAAAUUUUGUUGCUCUAAACUAUGAGGGUGUCAGUUAUUUAGGGGGCUUUGAAUAUGGUCGAAGGGUAAAUAUUGUCACUCAAGAGAUUUUUAAAAGAAAUUUUGUUGGCAAAAUCAAAGAUGUCUUUUUUCAGGAUUCCAAAAAAGUUGACUUAAUUAAAUCAGAAGGAUACAAUGUUUAUAAUGGAGAUGAACAAAAUUAG